GAUGGAUCGAGCAAACUCACCCGCUGGGACAGAGAAGUCGAGCAGAUGUUCUGGUUCCCCAAACAAGAAAGUGCUGUGGAUGGUGCAACAGGCCCUGGCCCUGCAUAAGGCUGAGGCGCUCCUUCCACUCCUGGCCCAAGCUCAGGCCCGGUGCCGACCCCCAGAACGGGCAACGUCAACCCACCGCGCGAAGACCGGCUCCUGCAACAUAGCUCCUUCUCUCUUCGCCCAGUUACGAGUAGCUUCACCUGCCCGAUGACACAAUGGACGUAGCCUACGACCACAUCCAGGAGGAGUCCUUUCCGGAAGACGAGGAGAACACGAAGUCUCAGCACAAGGGGGAGGCCAACAAUGACUCGGCCCCGCAGACCAUAAACCAGGACCUCCGGGAUGCGUACAAGGCAUUUACGUCGUCGCCAUGGGGAAUGAAGCUGGGCGGUCUCUGGUCAAGCGCGAAGAAACAGGGCGAGCAGUAUUACGCCACGGCGCAGCACGAAGCCUCCGAACUUCUCAGUCGAACGCGGGCCAUAAGCCUGAGCAGUCCACCUACGUCUCCAAAGCCCAAUGCUUCUACGUCCGACCAGGGAGCAGUUGAGGACUCCGCACCGGCAGAGAGAGCUUCGGAGACCCACCCGGACCGUCCCGACUCUCUGCCUGUGGACAUUUACAAGGAGGCAUCCAAGAGUGCCAGCAGCCUUGCUUCGCGUCUCCGAUCCGAAGCCGCUCGUCGACUAAAGGAAGCACAGAAGCUCGAGGACGCAGCUGACGAGCAGCUCUUGCAGUGGGGGACGAGCAUUGGAAACUUCUUCAAGGACGCAAUCUCAAUUGCUCCUCCGUCCACGGAAGACCUCGAGAAAGGCAAAGGCGAGGUUCUUUUCGCAAGCAAGGACGCCGAAGGCAAGAGGGUCGUGCACGCAACACGCCUAGACGCACAGUUACACGUCAUCCACUGCUCGCUCGACUCAUUCCUCAAGGACCCCAAGAGCGGGGAGUGGGAGAAGUGGAAGGCCGAAUUCGAUGUUGAGAAGAGGACAGACGACAUUGCGAAGGAUCUCGAAACAUACGAGCAACUGAGGGAGGCUAUGGGCAAGCUUGUGCCGGAACAGGUCGAAUACAAGGAUUUCUGGUGCAGGUACUACUUUUUGCGACAUGUGGUCGAGACAGAGGAGGCUAGAAGACGCGAGUUGUUGAAGGGUGCGGCAAUCACUGCUGAGGAGGAAGUUGGCUGGGACGAGUCAGAUGACGAGGAGUCGACGACACCAAAGCACAGCUCGUCGUCGUCAUCUUCAAAGCCAGCAGCCAAGGACGAUUCAGACAAUGCUACGCUCAAGCCUUCGGAACCCCGCAGAUCGAAUGAUGAGAAAAGUACUGCAGGUAGCGAUGCGUCGUACGAUAUCGUGUCAGGGGCUACUAGCAGGGCCCCGGGUAGCCCCACGGCAGACAAGAAGGCAGAAGACAGCGAUGAUGACUGGGAGUAGCAAAUCAACGCUCCUGCUAUUGGAGACCGGUACGUUGUGUUUUUUUACUUGGGCUAAUGCGCCGGAAGAGUUGUUCGAUGCUACGAGCCCACUGACAAGGCGGCGAAUGCUGUACAGGCGUUAUGGACAUUGACAGGGUUCUUCUAAGGAGAAGGGGGGGGAAUACCACACGCAACCAGUCGCCGGGGCAGAUAGUCUUGAUGUACGACAGAUGUAUUCCACUGUACGCAAAUCUUCGUUACGAAGCUGUACUUGGAUCCUCGUG
Verruconis gallopava is the source of this 1743-nucleotide messenger RNA. RefSeq lists its product as uncharacterized. Lineage: Eukaryota; Fungi; Ascomycota; Dothideomycetes; Venturiales; Sympoventuriaceae. Gene Ontology annotation, cellular component: cytoplasm. The coding region runs from base 264 to 1478 and encodes 404 amino acids. The transcript has 3 exons. The record is from RefSeq and is a predicted model, not a curated record.